CUCAUCUUGCGUUUCUUGUCCAGCCCCCCUCAGGAAAGACGCACCCCGCCGCCCAGGCGCAAUUUCUGGAGCGGCACUUGGAUCCUUCACGGCCAUGGACAAGGGCGCACUGAUGACGCCUGAGUCGGAUCAGAGCGGCCGGGACGUCGGGGGCUCGUUCUCGAGCCUGCGCUCGUACGGGCGGGCCCUGUCGCAGACGCCGCGGCGGUUGGCACGGCGCGCGUGCGCGGCGACGGCGCCGGAAGAAGAGAUGAGCCGCGUCCGCGCGCGGUCGGGGGCUCCGAUGGCGCGCGCGCUGCGGUGGCCGGACCUCGUGGGGCUCGGCCUCGGCGGCAUGGUGGGCGCCGGGGUGUUCGUCACCACCGGGCGCGCUACGAGGCUCUACGCGGGCCCCGGCGUCGUCGUGUCCUACGCCAUUGCCGGCCUCUGCGCGCUGCUCUCCGCCUUCUGCUACACGGAGUUCGCCGUGGACAUGCCCGUCGCCGGCGGCGCCUUCAGCUACCUCCGCGUCACCUUCGGGGAAUUCGCUGCGUUCCUCACGGGAGCGAACCUGAUCAUGGAGUACGUCUUCUCCAACGCCGCCGUGGCGCGCAGCUUCACGGCGUACAUGGGCACGGCGGUCGGCGUGGACGCGCCAAGCAAGUGGCGGAUCGCCGUGCCGGGCCUCCCCAACGGCUUCAACGAGGUCGACCUCGUCGCCGUCGGGGUCAUCCUUCUCAUCUCCGUCUGCAUCUGCUACAGCACCAAAGAGAGCUCCAAGGUGAACAUGGUCCUCACGGCCGUGCAUGUGGCCUUCAUCCUGUUCAUCAUCGUCAUGGGCUUCUGGCGUGGAGACGUGCGCAACCUGACCCACCCGGCCGACCCCGCCCACCCAGGCGGUUUCUUCCCCAACGGCGUCGGUGGCGUCUUCAGCGGCGCGGCCAUGGUGUACCUGAGCUACAUCGGCUACGACGCGGUGUCCACCAUGGCAGAAGAAGUGGAGCGGCCAGCGCGCGACAUCCCCAUCGGCGUCUCGGGGUCCGUCGUCAUCGUCACCGUGCUCUACUGCCUCAUGGCCGCCUCCAUGUCCAUGCUCCUCCCAUACGACGCGAUCGACAAGGAGGCGCCCUUCUCAGGGGCCUUCAGGGGGAGCGACGGAUGGGGCUGGGUGUCCAACGUGAUCGGGGCCGGUGCCAGCCUAGGCAUCUUGACGUCGCUAAUGGUGGCCAUGCUGGGGCAGGCCAGGUACCUGUGCGUCAUCGGCCGCUCUGGUGUCAUGCCCGCCUGGCUCGCCAAGGUGCACCCCAAGACUGCCACCCCCGUCAACGCCUCCGCCUUCCUCGGACUCUUGACGGCUGCGCUGGCGCUCUUCACGGAGCUUGACAUCCUCCUCAACCUCGUCUGCAUCGGCACGCUCUUCGUCUUCUACAUGGUGUCCAACGCCGUCGUGUACCGCCGCUACGUCGUCGGCCCAACCGGCAGCAGCACCGCCACCUCCGAAGCCAGGGACCGGCAGCCCGGCGCAUGGCCGACCCUCGCGUUUCUCCUUGCCUUCUCCCUCAUUGCGCUCUCCUUCACGCUGGUGUGGAAGCUGGCGCCGGAGGGCGGUCGCACCAGGGUUGGGCUCCUGUCGGCGUGUGGCGCGGCGGCGGUGGCCACGGUCGGUGCGUUCCAGGCGCUGGUGCCCCAGGUGCACACGCCCGAGCUUUGGGGCGUGCCGGGGAUGCCGUGGGUGCCCGCGGCCUCCGUGUUCCUCAACGUCUUCCUGCUCGGUUCCCUCGACCGCCCGUCAUACGUCCGGUUCGGCUUCUUCUCCGCGGCGGCCGUGCUCGUGUACGUACUCUACAGCGUGCACGCCAGCUAUGACGCCGAGGAGAGCUCCACGCUCGACGGCGCCAAGGUGCAGGACGAAGCUUGCAGGGUGUAGCUACUAGGGUGGAGAGAAUGAGCUUGUUAACUGCUGCUCUAGAGCGUCUAGGUUUUUCUUCUUUCUAACAAUUUUCUGUCAUGAUCUAAGAUUUCGAGUAGCCGUUGGGAGUAAAAAAAAACAGCUAACAUGGUGAUGAAAUAUGAAAACCGAGAUAAGAUUGGGGAAAGGAGAUUUUACCUGGAACUUGCAUAUGCGAAUGCACAAGUUCUUCUAAAAUGUACAUGUCUAAUUUCCUGGAA
This is a messenger RNA of Hordeum vulgare subsp. vulgare (domesticated barley), 2148 nucleotides long. RefSeq names its product cationic amino acid transporter 6, chloroplastic-like. The coding region runs from base 95 to 1906 and encodes 603 amino acids. The record is from RefSeq and is a predicted model, not a curated record. The transcript has 5 exons. Gene Ontology annotation, cellular component: plasma membrane. Gene Ontology annotation, biological process: transmembrane transport; amino acid transport. NCBI's taxonomy places the organism in Eukaryota, Viridiplantae, Streptophyta, Magnoliopsida, Poales, Poaceae. Gene Ontology annotation, molecular function: amino acid transmembrane transporter activity.